AGCAGAAACAAGUGCUGGUUCAGCAUAUGGAAGAGCAUAAAGAUUUCGCUCAUGACAGAUUUGUGUCAGAUCACGGUGCGCGAAGUCUUAAUGAACAGUGGAGCUCUCUAGCUGCUAUUUUAAAUGCCGUUGGUGGAGCAGUUAAAGAUGCCAAUGGUUGGAAGAAGGCAUGGGUCAACAUGAAAUCCAAAAGCAAGAAGAAAUUACAGGACUAUAAACAUGCAAUGGGACUGACUGGAAAUGCGUCCGUUGGCAUUAAGGAUUUAACUGAUCUAGAUAAACGGAUUAUUGCAGUAAUGCAUCCAGUAGCGGUGCAAGGCAUGGAAGAUGUCUGCGAGCCAGCAAUGCACUUUGAAAGUGACAUUUCAGGUUGUUAUGAUUUAGAGUGCCUUGAGGAGGGAAAGGAACUGCCAAGCGGUUCAGGUCCAUCUGUUGGGGGUAACGAUGAGGGUUGUGUGCCUAUUCGACCUAUUCGUCCAGCCAAGCGACGAAAGCGAAAUCCCUCAUUAGAACAGACCAACCAAAAGUUCGUCGAGUUAGAGGAGAAAAGGUUGAGGCUUGAGGAGCGUCGACUUGAGCUGGAGGAAAGAAAGCUCAAACAAGAGAAGGAGAUUGCGGACGAACGCGUGCAGGCCACUAAAGAGCAUACAGAUGCUAUAAAACUGUUAGCGGAUGCAAUUAAUAAUUUUAAUACAUAGAAUAGAAUUAAUGUAAGCUUCUUAUGGUGGAUAGGCCUACUGGGGAACCAGCCAAAUAAAAUAAUUUGGUUAACGCAUUAUGUGCAAUACCUCAGGGGUGAUGUGGAAAUUUGCGCUUUUUUAUUAAUAAAAUAAUUGUUUAUUUUUAAGGUUUU
This is a messenger RNA of Teleopsis dalmanni, 853 nucleotides long. RefSeq lists its product as uncharacterized. Bases 27 to 698 code for a protein of 223 amino acids. The record is from RefSeq and is a predicted model, not a curated record. Lineage: Eukaryota; Metazoa; Arthropoda; Insecta; Diptera; Diopsidae. The transcript has 3 exons.